GAGGCUUCCGGCGGCGCGGUGCGGACUUAACCCAGUGCGGACGGCGUCGAGGAUCAGUCUCGGCCCGCAGACCUUACCGGACACUCGCGGCCUCUCGCGCUCUCUCGACGCCACGAACGGAUAACACGACCACGCUCGCCCGCCACUCCUGCCCUCCGGCCUCACUGUCUGCAGGGAGCGUGAAGGACGAAAGAAAAAUGUGCUCGAUAAAAGCCGUAAUAUCGUGUGGCAUCUUCUUGGCCGUCCUGGACAUCAUCCAAGGGUUAAUAACUCUGGGAUGGUAUGGGUACCGCUUCGUGUCCUAUUACUUCUACCUGUGCCCCAGGGAGCUGCCCAUUGACGAGUGCCACGCCGAGAAAUAUCACUACGAGCAAUUGUACACCCUUCGCACCUACAUCGGCAUCGGGGAGGGUGCUGUGACCCCGAUCUUUGCUGCUAUUUACAUCGUUGCUCUCGUCAGGCAUAAGCCGUGGCUCGCCUGGUGCUGGCUCAUCAAGGCCUUCGGUGCCCUGGGUAUCAACGUGUACUUCCUCAGCCAGUGGCUCAUCAGGCUCAAGAACUUCGAUCAUCUGAGAACCAUCAGGCCGGCUUACGACCAGCAGUUCCUGUGGAUAGGAAUCGCGCUGACGCUGGCCGAGGUGGUCAUCCUGUUCCUCUUCUGCCUCGUCGGGGGCCUCUUCACAUACAAGGUUUGCGAGGAGCGCCGCAGGAGCAGGCGCAGUCUGCACCGCAUCCACAAGAUGGGUCGCCACGGCCGCGCCACGGCGCCGCCCCUCGACGGCUACGACGACGAGUCCUCGAUCGUGCGCGCAAACAUCGAGGAGCAGUUCCUGAACCACGGCCUCCACGACUCCACCAACAAGCUGCCUCUCCCCGGCUCCACCAGCAGCAUGGACGAGGUCGGGCAGGCCAGCACGCUGCGGGCGCCCACGCAGGUCUAGGCGCCGGAGAGGCCGCCCUUGCCUCCGACGGCCGUCCGCGGAGGCCGGGCUGCCCUUUGCGAGAAGUGUUCAGUCCGCCUGCGACGCGACGGGAUCUGAGGGAAGCGCUGUGGCCGCCUUCAAGCCGAGGGCUGCGGCUGCGCGGCGGCACAGCGGUCGCGCAGGUUCCUCAGUCCAGGUAUUCAUUGCCGUUAGCUUCAGGAAUGAUUCAUGAGAGUCGAAAGUCAAGUGCGAGGCAUUUCCCGAGGCAGAGACGCUCGGCCCGCAUUUGCCGCGCCAGAGUUCACUGCUGGAAUAGUUGAUCACAGAGAAGUCAGACUUCAUUGCUAGAGUGCCAAAGAUAUUCCAUAAUGCCAGUAGAUGGGACUCGACGCGGGAAUGCCUCGCGUCCCAUGUCUCCUGCAGGUGCUGCCGACUUGUCGAGUCAUUUAUUCCCUGUAAAUAGAUAGGUGUAUAUACUAGGUUCUCAGAUUUUCUCUCUUCUUCCUUUGUGUAUAUUUUGAUAGUGAUGCAUCAACUACAACCCUGUUACACGUGUCCCUUUUAAUAGAGUAUUUUUAUGAAGAUAUAAGACUUUAGGGUUAGGAUUAAAGUUGCACUUGCUGCGUUGUGCAAGAUUCGGAGCCCACGAAGAGAGGUAGGCCUAUGCGAUUUUUACAUUUUUUUAGGAUAAUAUAUAUGUGUGAACUAUAGAAUUUUUCUUACAUAAUUUUACGAGAUGUAAAUUAUAUUUAAUAAUAAAAAUCCUUUAAUAUGAAAAUAUCAA
Molecule: messenger RNA, 1707 nt
Organism: Penaeus monodon (black tiger shrimp)
Lineage: Eukaryota; Metazoa; Arthropoda; Malacostraca; Decapoda; Penaeidae
Exons: 7
Coding region: 198-941 (247 amino acids)
Source: RefSeq, a predicted model, not a curated record